This is a messenger RNA of Symbiodinium pilosum, 1095 nucleotides long. NCBI's taxonomy places the organism in Eukaryota, Dinophyceae, Suessiales, Symbiodiniaceae. The record is from the annotation of a GenBank genome assembly.
AUGCAGCCUGUAAGUGAAUCAGCGAGUGAAGGGGGUUCUGAGCCAUGGCGUGGAGCAAUCCGGUCGGAGACCCGGGCGGUGCUCCAGGAGAUGUUGCAGGACAUUGGCCUGCCAGUAGGUGCUUCAACCCAGCCGCCUUCCCCCUCCAGGCAGCCAGAGUAUCGCAGGACGCCAUCAGCACCAGCCAGUCACUUGCGCUUGCCCCUGGGUCCUCCCCCCCUGAGUCGUACGAACUCAACCUCGCCUUGGGCUGGUGCAAGAAGCAUGUUUACUCGCGGAAUUUCGGAGGGAGGAGCGGAGGUAGUGCUCAACGAUGCAGCCAUCGCCUCAACGAUGCACGAAUGGCACCGGCACCCUCGAAAACACAGGUCACGCAGCGCAUCGCCGGCCAAUAAGAAGUUUCGUAAAUUUACUGGGCAAGGCAGUGGGAGCCGAUUUCUUCGGGCCCCAAGCAUGCCAGCAGAAGAGCAACUGAUCCGAACAUCUCGGAGGUAUGGGCAGAUGACCAAUCCCUUGCUCAUCAAGGAGUUAUCUACGCCAGCGGAGUCCAGACUGGCCGCUUUGGUUGAGUCCACAGAGUUCAGUGGCUUCAUCGGCGCAAUGAUACUGGCCAAUGCCCUCUCGAUAGGCUUGCAGACCCAGCAUGAAGCUGACACAUGGAGCCUUUCAAUACCGCCAGGAUUCGCCAUCAGCGAGAUGAUUUUUGCCGGCGUCUUCGCAGUGGAGCUGACCCUUCGCAUCACCGUGGGGGGCUGCGAGUUCUUCACGGGGCCAGAACGCAGCUGGAACUGGUUCCUGGGAUUCUUGGGUGCUGCGCAGGGCAAUAUGAGUGUGUUCGGGUGGACAGUUGACAUUUUGGCCAUCAUGACAGCCAUUGUGAAGGGGAUGCGCUCCUUCAUCUGGACACUCGCUUUCAUGUUCCUGGUGCUCUAUGCAGUGGGCGUCUUCUUGACGCAGUGCGUGACCGACUACAAGGUGGGAGUUUUUCAAAGUAGUCCUUCAUCCCGACUAAGGCCUGUACAACUUCUUGAAAAAUCCCAGGACCCCAAGAUAAUCCAAAAACCUACACAUGUUGGGUUUUCUGCUGUUCAGUAA